Molecule: messenger RNA, 528 nt
Organism: Aspergillus ochraceoroseus IBT 24754
Lineage: Eukaryota; Fungi; Ascomycota; Eurotiomycetes; Eurotiales; Aspergillaceae
Exons: 2
Coding region: 1-528 (175 amino acids)
Source: RefSeq, a predicted model, not a curated record
AUGUGCUACACCAUGCUAUUCGAGUCGAUCAGUUCCGACUGCACCCUCGACCCCAAGCACGUCGUCCAGACAAAGCUUUAUUUCCUGUGCGAUCAGAUGCUGCAUCAGAUGGGCAUUCCUAUCCCUGGCAACACAAACGCAAGUGGAAACGCAAACGAAGACACUGGAUCUUCUUCUUCUUCUUCUUCUUCUUCUCCUCCUCCCCCCGCUCCCAAUCCCUACGUCUCUGUCUUUGAAUCUGACACCGAGUCUGAGAGCGAGAGCGAUACCGAUUCGUUUGUGGUUGUCGAGACUGCCACCUCCUCCACUGAUGCCCCUGCGGCCGAGGAAGAAGCCCCCGCAGACGAUAAUGCAAAGCACUGUGCCGAGGAAGACUGCAUCCCCGUUGGCAUGUUUGGGUCUUCUCGUGUGACGGGGGGUUGUCCGUAUUGCGAGGGCGUGGAGGAAGGAGAUACCAUUACCGUUGGGGCUGUAUUUUGGCUCAGUGGGCUUGAUUUUAUGGGGGAUGCUAACGUGUCUCUCUCCUAG